Messenger RNA from Alternaria burnsii, 2634 nucleotides. Its product is annotated as fad nad-binding domain-containing protein. Gene Ontology annotation, molecular function: N,N-dimethylaniline monooxygenase activity; NADP binding; flavin adenine dinucleotide binding. The transcript is spliced from 5 exons. The record is from RefSeq and is a predicted model, not a curated record. The annotation marks the transcript as partial. Lineage: Eukaryota; Fungi; Ascomycota; Dothideomycetes; Pleosporales; Pleosporaceae.
CUCAGUACAGCUUGCAGAGUACACGCUGAGCAAGGAACCAUGUCUUUCGUACUAAAGGGUGUAGCAUAUAUCACGGGUGCUGGAUCCGGUAUCGGCCAGUACACUGCAUAUGCUCUUGCAAAGCAAGGCGUGCGCUCAUUCGCCUUGCUGGAUCGCAAUCCCAUCACCAAGACCGUCAGCGAACUGAACAAGAUCUCACCAGAUGUCUCUGUCAAAACGUUCGAAAUCGACGUCACCGAUGAGAAAGCCGUUGAUGACAGUAUAGAGAAAACGGUAAAGGAAUUUGGACGGCUGGAUUACGCGGUCAACAAUGCUGGCAUAGGUGGAAUGAUCAGAACGACAGAUCAAAUACCUAAAGACGACUUCGAGAAAGUCAUGGCUGUCAAUACCAUGGCCGUGUGGCAAUGCCAGCGUGCGCAGAUCCGCCAGAUGCUCAAGCAAGAGAAGCUUUCGGACUCCUAUCGAUCAUACCGGGGCUCUAUCGUCAACGUCGCAUCGAUGUACGGCCUGGUUGCACCACCACUCAAUGUACCUGCCACCGCAUAUGCUACGUCCAAGCAUGCUGUCAUUGGCCUUACGAAGUCAGAUGCACUCGCUUUCGCACACAAGGGUAUCAGAAUCAACGCGAUCUCCCCAGGUUAUGUGAUGACACCCCUAGUGAAGGAGCACAUGAGUCAGGGCGACAUGAUGGAAACAGAGAGGAAGAAAGUCCCUGUUCACCGCUACUCGGAGAUGGAGGAAAUCGGCGACUUUAAGAGCCCUCGUAGCGGCAACGGUUUCCACUCACUGCUCAGCUUCAACUUUGCUUUUCUUCAUCUUCCCACUAGUUGUACACUAUCCACAAUGGCGGACGGCUUCAUCGUCCCAUCCACGGCUGCGCCAGAGACUGAUGCUCAGCAUCGGUUACGGGGUCCAAUUCACGCGCAACGCCAUGUGCGCGUUGUCUGUAUCGGCGCGGGUGCUUCGGGACUUUUGAUGGCAUACAAGCUGCAAAAGCACUUCUCAAACUAUAGUCUCCAAGUAUAUGAGAAGAACGCCGAGGUUUCGGGGACUUGGUACGAGAAUAGAUAUCCGGGAUGCGCGUGCGAUGUUCCUUCGCAUAACUACACUUGGUCAUUCGAGCCGAAAUUAGAUUGGUCCGCAGUAUACGCCGGCUCGAAAGAGAUCUUUGCCUACUUUAACGAUUUCGCGCGCAAGUACGGUCUCCGCAAAUACAUCAAGACACAACACCAGGUUGUUGGCGCAACAUGGAACAAGCAGAGAGGAGGAUACGAUGUGCAGGUCAAAGACCUAGAGAACAAUCAAAUCGUCAAUGAUCAUUGCGACAUCUUGGUUAACGCGUCGGGUAUUCUAAACAACUGGCAAUGGCCUGCGAUACCGGGUCUGGAUAAGUACAAGGGCACACUAUUACAUACCGCAAAUUGGGACGACAACGUUGAUCUUAAAGGCCGCCAUGUUGGCUUGAUUGGAAACGGUUCCUCUGGUAUUCAAGUCCUCCCCACCAUACAACCACACGUUAAGAAAGUCACAACCUUCAUCCGCGAGCCCACAUGGGUCUCACCUGUGCAAGGCCUCGAACAACAUGUCUUCUCCGAUAGCGAAAGACUCGAGUUCGCCACCAAGCCUGGCGCGUUAGUCGAAUACCGCAAGCACAUUGAGCGCGGCCUCAAUGGCCAAUUCGGCAUCUUUCUCAAGAACACAAACGUCAACUCCGACACAGAAGCCUACUUCCGCAAACAGAUGACCGAAAAACUAAACAACGAGUACCUACAAGAGCGCUUGAUCCCGAACUGGCAUGUCGGAUGCCGACGAUUGACACCAGGCGUCGGCUACCUCGAAGCCCUAGGAAAGCCCAAUGUACAAACCGUCUACGGCGAGAUAAAUUCCAUCACCGAGCGCGGCUGUGUGUGCGACGACGGCAACGAAUACCCCGUCGACGUACUCAUCUGCGCCACAGGCUUCAACACCUCCUUCAGGCCUCGUUUCCCUGUGAUAAACUCCUCUGGCACCAACCUCCAGGACGUGUGGGCCAAAGAACCACGCUCCUACUUUGGUCUCGCGGCCGCUGACUUCCCAAAUUACCUCAUUUUCCUAGGACCCAAUUGUCCCAUCGGCAAUGGCCCCGUUCUAAGCGCUAUUGAGGCGCAGGCAGAUUACAUGUGCAAGCUCAUUGAUCGCUUCCAAACACACAACAUCUCUACUUUUGCACCUAAAGCAGAAGCUAUUGAUGACUUUGUAGCUUUCAAGGAUGAGUACAUGAAGCGCACCGUCUGGCAUGACGCAUGUCGCUCAUGGUACAAGUCUCUCGGCCCGGAAGGCCCCGUAACGGCACUCUGGCCUGGCUCUACACUUCACUAUAUCGAAGCCCUGAUGGAACUCAGACUAGAGGACUGGGACGUGAAAUACACUGGCAACAGGUUCUCAUGGUUGGGCAAUGGUUAUAGUCAGACGGAGAUCGAUCCCACGGCUGACUGGGCGUUUUAUGUUAGGGAAAAGGAUGAUGAUGAGCCGAUAAGUAGGUUGAGAAAGUUGCAGCUGAUAAACAAGAGUGGGACGCUGGAGCCAAGCGAGGGUGUAAAUUUUGCGGGUGGAAGGGCGGAGGGAGUAGCCAGCAUGAAGGAGUCGAAGCUAUAG